AAAGAAAUCGUCCAUGGCGCCGCGGUGCUGUGCUGCUUCAAACUUCACGCCAUUAGUACUAGAUUAAGGUACGUGGAGCCUUUACCAUGAACGAGGAGAGCCAAUAGAGCCUCUGUCAAUCACACCAUCACUGGGGUUUUAUUUAAAUUUUCCAUGAUGGGGGAUGGAAUGUUGUCACUGUCAUGGAACAACCACAGCACCACAUUCUGUCAUAUGCUGUCAGCUUUAAGGCUAAAGGAGAGGUACACAGAUGCCACUGUUGCGUGUGAAGGCAAAUUCUACCCGGUGCACAAACUGGUGCUGUCAACUUGUAGUCAGUACUUUGAGGAAAUGUUUGAGCACACAGCAGGCAAACAUCCGGUGGUGUUGCUGCAGGAUGUGCGGCGUGAUGAGCUGGAGGCGCUACUGAGCUAUAUGUAUGCAGGCAUUGUGAGUGUGGCACAGAGAGACCUCUCUAGGCUGAUCAAGGUGGCCGAACUCCUCCAAAUCAAAGGGCUUGCUGUACCAGAUGAAAUACCGGCAGAAAAGAGGAGUAAAGCAAGUAUUGGUCUCUCCAGCAGUGCUGAGAAAGCAUCCUCCAAGUCUCAGGCAUGUGAUGCGAGUGAUGACCGGAGCAGCCCGCAUCCCAAGAGAAGAAGACGAGGGGACAGUGAAGAGUCUUUACAGGGCAGGUCAGAAUCUCCCAACACCCUCUACAAUCCAGUGUCCCAGGAUUGCUAUAAAGCCGAUUACCACACUCAAGAACCUGCAGUAGAAGAGGCCACCCAUAGACUAGAGGAGGCAAGCUCUGACCCCUGUGAUGGAGACAUGGAGGAGCAUGACAAGAAGGGUCACUCUGAAAAGGCAAAGCACAUAGAGAACAGCCAGAGCAGUGACAGAUACCAAACACACACUCAGGACUCCUCGAGAAGCCAGUACAAGGAUGGAGGGGAGGAGGCCAUAGUUAUUAAGGAAGAGACAUGGGAAGAUGCCAGCGAGCAGCCCUCCUCCAACUCUUUAGGUGGAGGCAUGGAGUACUGUGGAGGCUUGCCAGCAGAUGCACCAGCAGAGGGUAGUACACAGGAAGACAAAGGUAGACUCAUGAUGCCUGCAAAGGACUAUGAAGACCAGAGCCACCAGACUCAGUUGCCCCCUCAGGCACUUCCAGAGGUGGUGGUAGAGGCUCUAGCAGGACCCUCAGGCAUGCAUGAGUGGCUUGGAGGCAGUGAGUUUAGUGGAGGAGUGGCCACCUCCGACAGCUAUGGCGGUGAAGGCAGCCCACCUCAGAACCCAGUGGCAAAAGAAAGCAGAGCGAGACAUGUUGGAGAAGCUGUAGAAGGAUCCACAGGUCGCAGAGGAGCUAGACUCAACACAGGCGCCAAGUUACACCACUGCACCUACUGCUCAUACUCCACCUACAGAAAAGAUCAUCUAAAGAUACACAUCCGCACGCACACGGGAGAAAGACCUUAUGGAUGUCCCCAUUGCCCAUCGCGGUUUGUUCAGACCAAUGCCCUCCGCAAACACCUCAUGAUUCAUUCCCGGGACAGAUCAUCUCUGCACAGAUGCACCCUCUGCCCCUUUUCCACAUCUAGGAAAGAUGCUCUCAUCCUCCACUUGUGUACACAUGCUGAAGAUAAGUCUCUGCUGUGCAAGUUCUGCAAUGUGCAGUUCUCAGACAGCAAUGUUUUCCAGGCUCACAUCCGCACUCAUGCCCAAGAACGAGUGUUACAGUGUUCCCACUGUCCCCAAACCUUCAAACACCAAAAGCCCUCACUACUCACAUGGAGACACACCAAUAGUUCUUCAGGAAGACUGUAUUCACCCACCUAUAGGCAUUGUCAAGAACUUGGGUUGGCUGCUAUUUGUGGAAGCAUUUACCUCUAGUGUUUGUCCAUUGUGCCCCAAAGAACCUAAUGAAUCUAAGAAGUUUUGAUGAAAUGAAUAAACUUUAUUCCUCAAUUUGAUCUCGAUACUAUUUGUGUAGGACAAGUUUUUUUAGUGUUGUAGAAUGUUAAGAUAAGACUAGAGUAUUGGUGGUGCAACAGUAUUAUGCUCAACGUUUCUGUGCUAAAUGUAUUUAGUAGGUUUUAUGCACUGUUUUCAUUGUGCAAGAGAUGUAAAGGUGACAAAGGAAAAAAGCCUGUACAAAUUAGAUCAGAGAUAAAGUAAGAUUUUUUAUGUUUGAUAAAUUAUGUAGUGUGUAUGAGUGCAGUUGCUGUGUUGUAUGUAUGUUUCUUAAUCGUAUAUAAGACUUCUAUCCCCUGCAUUGGUCAAAUGCUGGUGCAGGGGAAGGAAAGGGGUGUUCAGGGCUGGUAGCUUGGUCACGGUGCUCCAGUGUUUGUGUUGUUCCUCAGUUACUGCCAAAAACUUAGAGAAAAUAAACAAUAAAAUGCUGUUGGAGCAUUAGCAUUCACUGGUAAGAGACCAUUUGCCUGUCCUUAUUGCUACUCACCAUUCAUUGGGGAGUCACCUCAACAGCCAACAUUAGCUUUUCUUUGGCAAAAGGCCAGUUUGUUUGUCCAUCUUGUCUGCUUCAAGAGACCUUCAGGAGGCUUUUGUGGAGGCUUGUGUGGAGAUUGCCUGCAGCUACCAGUGAUAAGUGUUUUAUUGUAGAUUGUAGUCAUUUUUAUAAAUUGAAGUCUAACAUUUUCUCCAAAAAUAAUGUUAAUGGUAUGUUUAUUGUUCACCUUGACAGUCAUCAAUGUUUCAUGUUGUUUAUGUUGCUUACCAUGGAGAGACAGUAACAUGGUAAUACAAUUUUAGUUUUGUAAUGGAUUCAAUUUUAUUGUUAGGUAUUUGACUGAUGUGUGUUUGAGUGUUAGUGACACUGGUAGAAGUGUAGGGAAGAUAGUCACUUUCUAGCUCUAUAACACGGAAAAACAACCUGCCACUACAUGUACAAAGGUCAUGUAAGAUAUUUGUUGAGAAUGUGGAAUUGGUUGGCCAAAAAAUGUUAUUUGUAGUGCCAGUCUUUUAAGGAGUAUCUGUGUAUGAACAAAUACAUUUUAUAUAGCAUUCUGUCCUAGACAUGCAUUUUAAAGUACAAGAAAUGUUUCCCUGCUAAAUGGUUUGCACGUCCAUCAUCCUCUGAAUCGCUUUGGACAAAUGAAGACGUAUUUAUUCAGAGUUGCAGUCGCAUGCAACCUGUAACAAAUCAUAUGUAACUCCAUGUGGACCAGUCAUGUUCAAUUCAACACUGCCCAGAUGAUAUAGAAAAUUGUAAUGUGAAGUAUGAAUUGCAAUAGUCACUUUGAUAGUAUGUUUGUUUACUUAAUAAACACUAGACCAUCA
This is a messenger RNA of Portunus trituberculatus (swimming crab), 3273 nucleotides long. RefSeq names its product zinc finger and BTB domain-containing protein 7A-like. The coding region runs from base 154 to 1866 and encodes 570 amino acids. NCBI's taxonomy places the organism in Eukaryota, Metazoa, Arthropoda, Malacostraca, Decapoda, Portunidae. Gene Ontology annotation, biological process: regulation of transcription by RNA polymerase II. The record is from RefSeq and is a predicted model, not a curated record. Gene Ontology annotation, molecular function: protein binding. Gene Ontology annotation, cellular component: nucleus. The transcript is spliced from 6 exons.